AUGGUGUAUCAACUGUUAGGAGAGGCCCGGAACUUGUGGCAAGGAGAAUGCCACUUACUACAGCUUCAGAAUGCCGACAUUCCUUGGGAUAUAUUCCAGACGGCUUUUUACAAGAAAUGCUUUCCUAAAUCUGUAAGGGAAGCGAGGGAAUUGGAGCUUAUGCAGCUGAAGCAAGCCUUGUUGUCUAUGGCCGAAUACACUAGUAGGUUUGAGGAACUUUGUAAGUUCUCAAGGGUAUCUCAGGGUGCCCCAGAGACCUAUGAGAGUUCGAAGUGCAUUAAGUAUCAAGGAGGCUUGAGGGAUGCUAUUAUGACUGCUGUGGCUCCUUUGGAGAUUCGGAUCUUUUUCGAGCUUGUGAACAAGGAGAGGGUUAUGGAGGAGUGUCCGAAGAAAGUGGCAAUACAAAGAGAUACUUGUGGGGAAAACAACAACUGUAGGCAUAAAAAGUACUUUCAACCAAGAGCUCAAAACUUCAAGAGGGGUGUACAUGUACCUCAAGGUCAAGGCAACUUUAGGAGACCCACUUUUGAUCCGUAUCAUCCGGUGAGAGGAAGAGGUGAUUGCUUUAAUUGCGGAUCACCUGGUCACAUGGCGAGGGAUUGUACACGUGGGAGGAACCCGAAUGCGGGUAGGAAUCAACACCAAGGAAGAGUGUUCACUGUGAAUGCCAGUGAUGCAGCUAAGGCGGAUCCUUUUAUAAGAGGUAGGUGUAUAAUUGGUUAUAAAGCUUUAACUCCAUUGUGUGAUAUUGGAACACCGCGUUUAAUAAUAGCUUAUAAUGGAGAUGAGGAUUUGAUACUAAAGUGUCAAACAUAG
Messenger RNA from Arachis duranensis, 816 nucleotides. RefSeq lists its product as uncharacterized. The coding region runs from base 1 to 816 and encodes 271 amino acids. Gene Ontology annotation, molecular function: zinc ion binding; nucleic acid binding. NCBI's taxonomy places the organism in Eukaryota, Viridiplantae, Streptophyta, Magnoliopsida, Fabales, Fabaceae. The record is from RefSeq and is a predicted model, not a curated record. The transcript has a single exon.